CAAUCCUCUCACCCAAGCCAGCCACAGAGGAGAAGCGAGAGGGUUAGCAUGGCGGUUGACUAUGGGAGCAGGGAGGAGAGGUGGAGCCUGGCCGGCACCACCGCGCUCGUCACCGGCGGUAGCAAAGGGAUUGGGCAUGCCAUCGUGGAGGAGCUUGCCGGGUUUGGGGCGAGGGUGCACACCUGCUCCCGGAAUGGGGCGGAGCUAGAGGAGUGCCGUCGACGGUGGGAGGAGAAGAACCUGCAGGUCACCGCCUCCGUCUGUGAUGUUUCCAUACGUGCCGACAGGGAGAAGCUUAUGGAAACAGUCCGAGAAACUUUCAAUGGCAAGCUUGACAUACUAGUGAACAAUGCAGGGCAAUUGCUCUUCAAGCCCACUACUGAAUGUACAGUGGAGGAAUACUCAAAUCUGCUAACCACCAACUUGGAGUCGAGCUUCCAUCUCAGCCAGCUCGCACACCCUCUUCUCAUACACGCUUCUAUUGCCGGAGGAGGCAGCAUCAUCAACAUGUCCUCCAUUGGAGGCUCAAUCGGCUAUGCAGGCUCCGCAAUUUAUGCUACCACAAAAGGUGCAAUGAACCAACUUACAAGGAGUUUGGCCACCGAGUGGGCCUCUGACAAGAUUCGUGUGAAUGGCAUCGCCCCAGGAUUUGUCACAACCGACAUGCUUAAAGAUAUAGAUACAGAGUACGUGAAGGAAGAGCACUCGAAGACCCCAUUGGGACGGAGCGGCAAGCCGGUGGAGAUAGCCUCGGCAGUGUCAUUUUUGUGUAUGCCGGCAGCUUCUUUCAUCACCGGCCAGAUCAUUUGCAUCGAUGGUGGUCGAACCAUUAGUGCUUAGCCAUCACCACCGCUCCAUAAGUUAUUGAAUAUUUGGCGAAUACCACCGUGGGAGAGUGAAAUAAUAAUAAAUAUGAAUCAAUAAAUAAAUAAUGCCAACAAAUAACUCGCACCAUGGUGAACGCCUUUCAAGAAAUGUCACGAGAUAGCAUAUGUGUACGUGCGCAAAUUUCUGCCUAGUCUUUGUACUGAACAUAUGUAAUGGUGAUUCUAGUUAGCAACUUAAUUAAGAUGGAUUGUAAUGUCUUUUAUGCCGAA
Molecule: messenger RNA, 1097 nt
Organism: Triticum urartu
Lineage: Eukaryota; Viridiplantae; Streptophyta; Magnoliopsida; Poales; Poaceae
Product: noroxomaritidine/norcraugsodine reductase
Molecular function (GO): oxidoreductase activity
Source: RefSeq, a predicted model, not a curated record